Podospora pseudocomata is the source of this 1080-nucleotide messenger RNA. RefSeq lists its product as uncharacterized. The transcript has a single exon. Gene Ontology annotation, molecular function: protein binding. Lineage: Eukaryota; Fungi; Ascomycota; Sordariomycetes; Sordariales; Podosporaceae. Gene Ontology annotation, cellular component: cytoplasm. The record is from RefSeq and is a predicted model, not a curated record. Bases 1 to 1080 code for a protein of 359 amino acids. Gene Ontology annotation, biological process: GCN2-mediated signaling; regulation of translational initiation.
AUGUCUCGUUGUCGAGUCCUCAGCAUCGAUGCAUCGGCCCGAGCCGACAUGACCCCGGUCCCACUUAUUCAACUCACCCGUGGGCCUCACCCGAAUUUCAACCACCUCUCAUUUUCACAACUCACCACUUAUACAAACGCCACUCCUCACCAUCCCGCACACCUCCAACACAUUCUCUCGCCUCAAUCCUCACCACGUCUCCCGACAAACCCUCAUCAACGCCCAAAAUCACAACAAACAAUGAACGAAGCCCUCCAAGACGAAAUCUCAGCCCUAAACUCCAUCUACGGCGACUCAACCCUCCUCCCCUCCCCCACCGACCCCCCCACCUCCUCAAUCUACAUCCUCACCCUACCCCCCCUGGACCCUACCUCCCCCCCAUCCUCCUCCCUCCUCAUCCAAUUCCCCCCUUCCUACCCCGACGUUCCCCCAUCAACCCUCUCAACACACUCCUCCAACCCAGCCCUCCCAAAAGGCACCGCAGCCCGCGACCUCUCCCUCUUCAGGGACGCAAUCACCCAAGUCCACACCCCAGGCCAAGUCUGCCUCUUUGACGCAAUCGAAUCCUUCAAUGACCUCCUCACUUUGGCCACCUCCCCAGUCCCAUCACCCUCCCCCUCCCCCUCUCCACCCCCCCAAUCCCAACCCGAAACCCCCCUCCCCCCACCUCCUUGGAUCUUAAGCGCCCCCUUCACCGAGCUUAAGUCAACCUUCGUAGCCCGCACCGUCCCGGUAACAUCCGUCUCCCAAGCAAAAGGCUAUCUCGCGCACCUGCUGGCAACAGACAAAAAAGUGAGGUCGGCGACACAUAAUAUCACCGCUUGGCGGAUCAGAGGCGAAAACGGGACGAGUUAUCAAGAUUGUGACGACGACGGGGAGACGGCCGCGGGAGGGAGGCUGCUUCACCUGAUGCAGGUUAUGGACUUGUGGGAUGUCAUGGUGGUGGUGACGCGGUGGUAUGGAGGGCAGAAGCUGGGGCCGAGGCGGUUCGCGUUGAUUAAUAUGGCUGCUAGGGAUGGGUUUGUCAGGGCUGGAUUGGUGACUGAGGAGAAGGAGGGGGGGAGGAAGAAGGGGAGGUGA